Molecule: messenger RNA, 846 nt
Organism: Trypanosoma brucei brucei TREU927
Lineage: Eukaryota; Euglenozoa; Kinetoplastea; Trypanosomatida; Trypanosomatidae
Product: soluble N-ethylmaleimide sensitive factor (NSF) attachment protein, putative
Exons: 1
Coding region: 1-846 (281 amino acids)
Biological process (GO): intracellular protein transport; SNARE complex disassembly
Cellular component (GO): vacuolar membrane; SNARE complex
Molecular function (GO): soluble NSF attachment protein activity; syntaxin binding
Source: RefSeq, a predicted model, not a curated record
AUGUCUGCUGAGUCCAUAUACCGCGAUGCGGAGAAGAAGCUCAAGAAGUGGUUCUUCGUGGACUACGAUGAAGCGAUGGAAUUGUUUGAAAAAGCCGCUGGCCGUUUCAAAGCGGAGAGAAACUACAGCCGUGCCGGCGAUGCCUUCAUGAAGGCACAUGACUGCGCUAUGAGAUCUAAGAACCCCGUUGCCGCCGGACGCUUCUGUUCGGAAGCGGUGGUUAUGUACCAAAAGACCGACAGAACCAAAGCCGCGGCGCUGCUAGACAUGGCCGUGCGUACGCAGAUUGACAACAACAAGCUGCGUGAGGCGGCUAAACUGGAGAAGGAUUACGCCGACGCGAUUUACGAAGACGGGCACGGGAUGGAAGCCAUCACUCACUACGAAAAGGCGCGGCGGUACUUCGACGCGGAGGAUUACAAAUCUCAGGUGAAGAACUGUGACGUCGCCAUAGCAAAUAUAUACGGUGAGAAUGAUAUGUUUGACAAGGCCCUAGCACUGUUUGAGCGACUCGGCAACACAAGUGCGAGUGGUCCGCUACGCCACGAAGCGAAAGAAUUCUAUAUGCGGGCCAUGCUCUGCCGUCUUGCUUCAAUUGGAGAGGACAACCGAGAGGUAGGCUCUGCAGAGGCAGCGGAAGCGCUCAGCGCGUACAUGAAGCGAGACCCGUACUUGAAGAAUACACGGGAGGCGGAGUCUUUGCAGAAACUUUUGGAGGCAGUAGAAGAGUCGAACGAAGAAAAGUUUGAGGAUGCCGUUUCACUUCUUCAAGAACUCCGCAUGCUAGACGAAUGGAAAACGCACGUGCUUCUUGUGGUGAAGAACAAAAUGAGUAGUCUGUUGUAG